UGGACGAACGGACGGACAGGCGGCGGCGGCCAUAUUAUCAGUGAGGUGUCAGUAUUUUCCGAACGUGACGGGAUUUUUGGGUGUGGAUCGUGCGAUUUCCUGUUUCGCCGGUUUAGUCGUGGGGUUAGUAGCGCGAGUGUGAGCGCCAGGCGGUCCAACGUCGUGGAUGCGGUGCGUCACACGUGUCACGGGAUCCACGGGUGCAAGAAGAAUCAGGUUAAUCAGAGGGAUAAUUUCGCCGUUUAGCACGAAAAACCACAACUGCCACGAUGCCGAAAUCGAUGAACGUGAGGGUGACGACGAUGGACGCGGAGCUGGAAUUCGCGAUCCAGCAGACGACCACCGGGAAGCAGCUGUUCGACCAGGUCGUCAAGACGAUUGGGUUGCGCGAGGUGUGGUUCUUCGGUCUUCAGUACACCGACACUAAGGGCGAUCUUACCUGGAUCAAGCUCUACAAGAAGGUGAUGAACCAAGAGGUCAAAAAGGAGACUCCACUGCAGUUCAAAUUCCGUGCAAAAUUCUAUCCCGAAGACGUCGCCGAGGAAUUGAUACAAGAUAUUACGCUACGACUUUUUUAUCUUCAGGUGAAAAAUGGUAUUCUCACGGAUGAAAUAUACUGCCCACCGGAAACUUCCGUUCUGUUGGCUUCGUAUGCCGUUCAAGCGAGACAUGGAGACUAUCAGAAGGGAAAUCAUCCCGCUGGCUUUCUGUCAAAUGAUCGGCUGUUACCACAGCGUGUUGUGGAUCAACAUAAAAUGAGCAAGGAGGAAUGGGAUAACUCUAUUACAAACUGGUGGCAGGAACACCGUGGUAUGUUGCGAGAGGACGCCAUGAUGGAGUAUCUGAAAAUUGCUCAGGACUUAGAGAUGUAUGGUGUGAAUUACUUUGAAAUUCGCAACAAGAAAGGCACAGACCUUUGGUUGGGUGUGGAUGCUUUAGGUUUGAACAUCUACGAGAAGGACGAUAAGCUCACGCCGAAAAUCGGCUUCCCCUGGUCCGAGAUACGGAAUAUCUCGUUCAACGAUAAGAAAUUCAUAAUCAAGCCAAUCGACAAGAAGGCACCGGACUUUGUAUUUUUCGCCAACAGAGUCAAGAUUAACAAGAGAAUUCUUGCGUUAUGUAUGGGCAAUCACGAGCUUUACAUGCGCAGACGUAAGCCAGACACGAUCGACGUGCAGCAGAUGAAGGCUCAAGCAAGAGACGAAAAGAUGGCGAAACAGCAACAGAGAGAGAAAUUGCAAUUGGAGAUAGCUGCCCGAGAGCGUGCGGAGAAAAAACAGCAAGAAUAUGAAGAGAGGCUAAAAAAUAUGGCAGAGGAAAUGGAUAGGCGGAAUGCUGAGUUGAACGAAGCUCAGGAAAUGAUUCGGCGCUUGGAGGAGCAGCUGAAGCAAUUGCAGGCUGCUAAGGAAGAGCUAGAGAAUCGUCAAAAGGAAUUGACAGCAAUGAUGGAGAAGUUGGAACUAUCGCACGAAAUGGAGGCUGCAGAGCGCGCUAAACUCGAACAAGAAAUAAGAGCCAAGCAAGAGGAAGUACAACGCAUACAAUCUGAGGUGGAGGCUAAGGAUGCAGAAGCUAGGAGAUUACAGGCUGAGUUUGAAGCUGCCAAAUUAAGACAAGAAGAAGCUGACCGACAAUAUCAGGCCAAUCAGACUCCGCAUCAUCAUCACGUCGAGGAGAAUGAAGAGGGUGAGGAGGAAGGUGAGGACGAAGUUCCUCAAGGAGAUGUUACUAAGGAUCUCCUGACUGACGAGUCAAUAAUCGAUCCUGUCGGGGAGCGACGUACUUUAGCGGAGAGAAGUGAACGUCUUAACGAUCAGUUGAAAGCAUUAAAGCAGGAUCUCGCUCAGUCGCGCGACGAGUCCAAGGAGACGGUGAUGGACAAGAUCCACAGGGAAAAUGUGCGUCAGGGCCGCGACAAAUACAAGACGCUUCGCGAAAUUCGCAAGGGCAACACCAAACGCCGCGUUGAUCAAUUCGAAAACAUGUAAAUUAAUGUGCGUGCAUCUAAUCACUUACCUUAUACAUGUCCUUUUCUACCUUCAAUUUCUCACCUGACUUUGCGAAUGCGAGGAAUGCACUAAAACGAUAAUGAGAAGGAGAGAAAGAAAGAAAGCGAUUAAUAAGAUAGAGAGAGAAAUAGAGAGAGGUAUAGAUUCUACAAUAAAUGUAUAAAUAGAAUAAUUUGAACAAUAGCAGACACACAUUGUCAAUCAAUUACACUUCAACUUUUCUCAAAAAUUGCGCGAAUGACAACCGUGAUACUAUCGUAUAUCGAGAAUUAUAAUCAAUAUUUACGCCUACAUUAGCUUGAUGACAAUUCUAUACCCUCACGCAAACUGAUAAUCAAAGAUUUUACCUUUUUGGUAAGGAACGCGACGACAGUGAGCGACUCGCGCGCCGUCUUCCACAUAUAUACUUCCACGUUAAUUAAUGCUGCAUAAUUGGCUCUAUCGCGAAAUCGUCACCCGUCACUCAGGAGCGCGAGUAAAUUUUCUCGCUACUUAGCGCAAAAGUGCCUUGCAUGUGAAGCUAGUAAUUUUUCUUGUAACUAUCUCCUAAUAGCAAAAAUUAAUAUUAUUAUUACUCUAAUAAAAAUUUAGCGUAAUGAUAUUCUUGUUUCGAUAAAGGUACUUUGCGCCCAAGUGACAAGAAAAUUUCCGGUAGUGAAUUCGUUACCGUUACUUAAAACUUUCUCGGCGCAUCGAUGAAUCAACAUCUCGACUAUUGAGGUGCUAGUAUUGUCUCGCCUCACCAUAAGUAUUACUGCCGGUCAUUUAUUCGCGUUGCGAAACGCCGAUACUUAACUGCUGGUUAUCUACCGGUGCCCUGCCCGUCGCGGUUUUUAUCGCGCCGUCAUGCGAUAUCGUCCGUCCUCGGUAAUAAGGAUUUAUUUUCGAGAAGCCAUCAACGCUAUCAUCACCAUUUACACUUCAGCUGAUACAUCGUGACGACAAUUGCGGUCGUUACCUGUUUACGAACGGUUUUCUUCUAUUGUAUGUUUAAUUCGGACCCCUCCAUAUUUAAACAAAAGGAUAUACGUUCGGGGGAGUUACUUGACAUUUAUUAGUUGACCGGCGAUUUGUAACUACACCGAAUAUUGAUCAUAGAGGAAUCGAAAUGGAGCACAUGGCUUAUAUUGUAGCGAGUUAGAUAGAAAUUUAGAUAAUCCACUUUAAAAAGUUCGUAUUGGGUCAGCGACCGUUCCGAACAAGGAGACAUUUCAUCCGGUUUUAUUUUUGGUUUUUAAAGAUUAGUUUAGGGUUUUCUUGAACAAUAUUAUUUAUCGAAUAAGUAAUUAAUUUUAUGUAUAUAUGUAUGUACGUAUACAUAUAUAUACGUAUAUUUAGAGAAAAAUCAUAUGCGAACAGAUAUGAAUCUUUAAUAUGUAUAUUGCGUUUCCAAAAUUUCCAUAUUUCUUUUUUUGAAAUGAAUAUUUUACUCAUCGCAUUUAUAAAUCGCAUAUCACGAGUGUCCCCUUGUACAUUACACACAAAUCACUAUUGCGGCGCAAUCCGUCAUUCCGGAUUAAUAAACGUAAGCAAUUCAACGAUGGCAUGGCCUAUUUACUAUCGAUAAAACUGUAUCGAACUAUUUUCGUACGAACGAGUUUCGAUAACACGUUAGCGAUUUUAUAUUGAACACACUCGUGGCCUUUACUUGAUAUACAUAUAAAUAUAUAAAUAUAUAUAUAUCUCGAAGUACUAUAGGUAGUACUAAUAUAACGACUAACCGAGAGAAAGAGAUGUAAAGAUAUCGCGCCAUAGAAAAUUGUUCUGCAUACCUUCAAUACAAGAUCGAACCGCGCGGUACCCGCCGAAUGGCUUUAGCUACCAAGAUUUUCGAAAGAAUGAUGGAACGAGUGCGAGAGAGGGAGAGAAUGUGAUAAGGGAGAUAAUUAACCAUGUGUGUGCGAGAAAGAGAGAGAGAUGCCGAGUGAUAGAGAAACACAUUUAUGGCGGUCAUAUGCCAUUGUAAUUUUAAAAAAAUCUUUCGCCCUUCAGAGAAUGUUUUGUGCGCAACGGGAUUAAAACUAACGAAAACUCGAACCUCGAGACGCUGCCAAUUUUUCACACGACGGAAUACAAAAUGAACAGCGAUAGCAAGUGUGAUACGGACAGAACGUGUAUGAAUUUCACGUAGGAGAGAAGAUCGCGAAGUAAUGUAAACAGUCGUUCCGUAUCACGGAAAAAUUUGUACUUUGCUACAUAAUUAUCAUACGCCCGCGCGUUACAACAAUAUGCGAAGCAGAAAGGAGGAAAAAAUACAGAAGUAAUAACGCGAUAGAUAUUUUUUGAUUAUAUUUAAUAUUAAAAAUUUAUAUACAAAUUAGUAGUGUUAUAUUAUUAAUAUUAAUGUUUACACUCUAGUAGCGUUAUUAUUAUUUUAUUAUUAUGCAGAUAAUAUUGAACGAGAACUAAAGGAAAGCAUUUUAUAGUCAUCAAUUUAUAUUCUUAAGAUAAUCUAGCACGUAAAUUUGGUCGUAAUUUACAAUAAAAGAAGGACAUUUAUAAGUUCAUCCUUUUUAUUCAAAUUAUUUUUAAUUAUUUUCUGAAUUCAACAAUAAAAUAAUUUUUUACAGGCGAAUAUAAUUUGAGAAAAGUUCGAAUCUUUUUUAAGUUUACCAUUUUUGAGUGCAUAGAUUUGCGACCAGAUAUAUGUGCAAACAAGAUGAAAAAAAAACAAGAUUAUUAUUAAUUAAAGACAUCGCACGAUACAUUUCGAUAAUCGAUGAAAUGGGCGAGGACAAGCUUGAAAGUUCGUCUCGAUACUCUUUGGCGAUUAAACGCUUUGGCGAAACCGAUGAAUUUUUAUUGAGACAUUCCAGAAGAAUUCCCCAUAAAGUGCUUCCCACCCCUCGACUUAUUUUAUUUCAUCGAUUAAUAGGAUUAGAUUCAUUAGAUAUUCGAUUCGAACUGUCGAUUUGGAGAUCGCGCCUUGACCUUCUUCCUUC
This is a messenger RNA of Mycetomoellerius zeteki, 4951 nucleotides long. RefSeq names its product moesin (gene Moe). Lineage: Eukaryota; Metazoa; Arthropoda; Insecta; Hymenoptera; Formicidae. The record is from RefSeq and is a predicted model, not a curated record. Gene Ontology annotation, molecular function: actin binding. Bases 270 to 1988 code for a protein of 572 amino acids. Gene Ontology annotation, cellular component: cytoskeleton. The transcript is spliced from 10 exons.